Molecule: messenger RNA, 132 nt
Organism: Colletotrichum truncatum
Lineage: Eukaryota; Fungi; Ascomycota; Sordariomycetes; Glomerellales; Glomerellaceae
Source: RefSeq, a predicted model, not a curated record
AUGGGUGCGUAUCCAGGCGGCGUUAGGGCUGCCGCCAACACAUCAACAACUCAAGGAAUUUGCCCAGCGAAUCCUAGACAUCAGAGGCACUACCCAGCCACUUGGGAGAAACUGGAUUCAGUUCUUUAUUAA